Molecule: messenger RNA, 197 nt
Organism: Dentiscutata heterogama
Lineage: Eukaryota; Fungi; Glomeromycota; Glomeromycetes; Diversisporales; Gigasporaceae
Source: the annotation of a GenBank genome assembly
AUGAAACAAGAACAACCAACAAAAAAACCUAUCAGCAAGAACAAUCUGCACCACCAUGAAGCUAUUGACAAAGACAAUUCACACCACUAUGAAGCUACUAACAAGAACAACCAACAAAAAAAAACCACCAGCAAGGACAAUCUACAUCACCAUGAAGCUACUGACAAAGAUAAUUUUCACCACCACGAAACUACAAG